Peniophora sp. CBMAI 1063 is the source of this 783-nucleotide messenger RNA. Lineage: Eukaryota; Fungi; Basidiomycota; Agaricomycetes; Russulales; Peniophoraceae. The record is from the annotation of a GenBank genome assembly.
AUGUCUCCUUACCCUCAUCUCAUAUUUUGGCAAUCAAUGGAGACUCGUUUGGCUGCCGCCAUACUGUACUUCGAACCCCUGUGGAAUCACCCGGACCUCGCCACCGCGUUUGAGAGCGAACUAGGCGUUCUGAAGGCUAUCAUCGGCCGUACUAGACUUCUCACUGGUCAGAUGCCUCCUGAGUCUAAGUUCAUGAAAGUCGUCAAUCGAGUCAUUGCAACGGGAGGCCAUGGGGACUGGAGCUUACUGAAGCCUGCUGCUCUUGAGUUUGGGGUUAUCCACGGAGGCACACCUCCGCGCGACGUCAGCGGACUUCCCGAAUGGUGGCUGCGUUACUCUUCGAAUUGUCUAGCUUCAACUGAUGGUGAGGGCCGGCCUGCCGUACCCCGGAGCCUCAAUGAGCACUAUGGGGUUGAGUGGGACCUCGCGAACCAUAUCAUAGUUCGCGGAGGACUUGACGUUGCAUUCCCUCCCCAGCAGAAGACUUCAAAGCCGGAGGGACUGCUCGCGGAGUUCAUGAUGCGGAUGAUGCGGCUCAGACAUGACAUUCAGCCCCUUCAAGCCAAAGCCGCACAAGACUGGACAGAUCUGGCUGAACUGUACAACAUUGAGGCGAGCGCACUUGUACGACAGGGGUUUGCGCUUGGUGAUUGGCACAAGGAGGCCAUGUAUGACAAGCAGCUGACGAAGGAGGAGAUUGAGAGGGAGCGGAAGGAGAAGGAGAUGGCCGGGCAGAAGAAGGCCGCGGAGACUCCGGCGGACCGCAUGACCCGCAGAGGCUGA